AUGAUAGAAAUGUUCAAGAAAGUCGAGGUAACCAUCCCCCUCUUUGAUGCUAUCCAUCAAGUUCCUAGAUAUGCAAAAUUCCUAAAAGAUCUAUGCAUGAACAAGGAUAGAAUUCUUGAAUUGGAAACCAUCCCAUUGGGGAGUUCUAUUUCCGCUUUAAUGGGAGUAUUACCCGAGAAAUGUGAUGACCCGGGCCCUUGUAUGGUCACUUGCACCGUCAAUGGAGUUCGAUCCCUAGAUUGUAUGUGUGAUCUCGGUGCAUGUGUUAGCAUUAUGCCGCUCUCCGUCUACCAAGUAUUGAAGUUACCACCACUAAAGAGGUCGGCAGCGAGAUUUGUCCUAGCGGAUAAAAGCAUAAUAACCGUGGCGGGUGUGGCGGAAGAUGUAUUGGUGAAUAUCAAAGUGUUGGUGUUUCCGAUUGACUUCUAUGUCCUUGGGAUGCCAUCAAAUGAACCCGAGAGAGCAUCAUCUAUCUUACUUGGAAGACCAUUUUUGAGAACUUUUAGAUUUAAGCUAGAUGCCUACUCGGGAACCUACUCAUUUGAGAUAGAUGGGAGAGUCGUGAGUUUUAGCCUAGAAGAAGCAAUGAAGCAUCCACCAGAAAAUCACUCUCUAUUCCGGUGUGACCCAAUCGACAACAUCGUUGCCGAAGUGCACCUUGCAAAGUUGGAUGAGAAGUACAUGAUUGAAGAAGCAAAUGAAGAUCCAAGCAAACUAAACACCACACACCAUACAAACCAUUGA
Messenger RNA from Arachis duranensis, 744 nucleotides. RefSeq lists its product as uncharacterized. Bases 1 to 744 code for a protein of 247 amino acids. The record is from RefSeq and is a predicted model, not a curated record. NCBI's taxonomy places the organism in Eukaryota, Viridiplantae, Streptophyta, Magnoliopsida, Fabales, Fabaceae. The transcript has a single exon.